Molecule: messenger RNA, 846 nt
Organism: Entamoeba invadens IP1
Lineage: Eukaryota; Evosea; Mastigamoebida; Endamoebidae
Exons: 1
Coding region: 1-846 (281 amino acids)
Source: RefSeq, a predicted model, not a curated record
AUGGAAGACGAGGGUAUACUUGUUCAAGUCACAUUUGAAGUUGGGUACUUCAAAAAAGGAAAUGGCUCUUGUGUUGUGCUACUAAUUGGUGGAUUGAUGCACAACUUAUUUAAUCACAAUUGCUUUCGAGAAAUCCAGAGAACCCUAUGCAAUAAGUAUACGGUGUGUACUGUACAAUUGAGAAGUACUGGAUGUGGAUUUGGGAUAUAUACAAUCGACGACGAUGUCGAGGAUAUCACUGCGAUCAUUGAGGAUUUAAAGAAGAAGCAAAAAGUCGAGCGAAUUGUGUUGAUUGGACACUCGACGGGGUGUCAAGAUGUUGUAGCAUGUUUGCGUCAGUCUUUGGAUAAGAAGUAUCCAGUUGUAAAAUGCGUGUUACAAUGUCCUGUGAGUGACAGAGACUUUGGAAGAACUUUUCAUGGGAUUAACGAAGAAGUUGGUCGUUUGAUGAAGAAGUACAAUGCGAAGAGUGAAAAAGAGUUAUCUUCCUUACCAAACGUCAAUUCACUGACUGACGCCUCGAAUGAGAAAUACGCAGAAAACAUCAUGUUAAUGGAGAGGAGAUUCAUUUCGCUGUUUGCACAAGGUGGAUAUGAGGACUUUUUUUCGACGGAUAUUACUAAUGAAGAGUUCAGUAACAUUUUCCAAUGUAUUCAAAUUCCCGUGUUGUUAGUUUUUGCUACGCAAGAUCAAUACGUGCCAUAUUCAUCGGAAGAGUAUGCACUUUUAAUGAAGAGAAUAUGUGCGUCAAAUACCAAUUUUACGAUGAAAACUGUAGCUGACAACCACUCCAUGGAAGGCGAUGGUCUUCAAGUGUUUGUUGAAUUAGUGAAGGAGUUCUUAUAA